GAAGUACUCGGGAGGGCCGGCGGAGGGGGCGCGAGGAGCCCGGAGCGCGCUGGAGGGGGGCGCGCGCUGGAGGUGGUGGGCGCGCGCUGGAGGUGGUGGGCGCGCGCUGGAGGAUUAGAACUACAAGAUGCAACUUGAACUCUCCAACAUUUAUGUAGAAGAUAAACCAAAGAGCACCAAAACUAAUCUCUAUAAAAAAAAAUGCAGUCAAUGUUGUCCUCAUACAUGGAGCUGUAGAAGAUUGUCGGUCACAAAAAAUUUAUAGAGCACCUUGCUUAAUUCCUAAAACAUGCUAUCAGAUACAAGGUAUGGAAGAUUUCACAAAAGUAACGAUUAUUCCAACUCCAGUUGAUACGAAACCAAGCAGAUGCAAUACUGAGACACCCUUCUCCUUUCUGCUGUGUCUGCACGGGUGGCCAGAGCCACACAGCCCUUUCUAUAAGUCAGGAGUUGCCCUAUCAGAGCACAAGGCAAGAAGGAAGUGAUAAAGGGACAGAGGGGAAGGCCCCGAGAGGACUGAGAGAAUGGGAAACUGUCUGCUGAGAGAAAACAGGGAACCAAGUCAAUUGCCAGAACUGAGGGUGAGAGAACGUUUUCCCUUUGCUGGGAACACGGCAGAAAGCUCUUUUCCCGAUCAGGAAUUUGAUAGAACCAUCUUCAUCCGAGGAGGACAAAGGCACCACCGAGAAAGCUGUGUCCAAGUUACCUGCGAUGAAACAGGCUUGCGGAGAGUAAAGGUUUCCCACAGAAACUGCAACAUGAAAGGAGUCACCUUAACAAAGUUGCAGAAAUCAAUCUUACGAUUCGCCGUCUCUCUUGGGUAUUUUAGAUGCUGGGAUCACCACAGCGCUGAAGGGCGUUUCUGCCUUCCAUGGAAAAAAAUACACACUUUUGAAAAGAGGCAAGAUUCCCAAAACGAAAAUAAAGGAAUGUCAUCUACUCCCAGCCAGCAGGACACUGCUGACCAGACCUACUCAGAGGAGCUAUGCUACACCCUCAUCGAUCAUCAGGUCCUCAGUAGAAGGCCAUCAGGAAACUCUGCUGAGGAGUACUAUGAGAAUGUUCCCUGCAAAGCUGAGAGACCCAGAGAGUCCCUGGGAGGGACUGAGACUGAGUAUUCCCUUCUACACAUGUCUUCUACCCCUAGGCAUGCCCCAUCCCCAGAAGACGAAUAUGAACUUCUCAUGCCUCCCAGAAUCGCCUCUCACUUUCUGCAACAGCCACGUCCACUUAUGGCCCCUUCUGUGACUCAGUUUUCCCAUUUAUAGUGAAGUGGUUAGCUCGCAUUUGUUUAGCACCAGCACAUACAGGUGGGAAGGGGGAUCUGCCUGAAGCAGGGAUGGGAUACAAAGUCCCUCUAGCUUAUCUCUGCAAGCACGGUUUGGGUACCACGAGCCCUCUUAGACAGCACGCAAAAGCCAAAAUCUAAAGAUCAACCAUUUAUCCUGAACACCACCAUCUGAGAAAGAGCUAACCAUCUUUGGUUCUACACAGUUUGGAGAGUAUAGUGGUGGGAGGAACUCCAUGAAUCCCCGAAGCUAUGCACACCCCAAGGGGCUCUACUCUUCUGUAUGGGAUCUUCUUAUAAAGUGUUCCCAUGAUUGUU
Molecule: messenger RNA, 1606 nt
Organism: Callithrix jacchus (white-tufted-ear marmoset)
Lineage: Eukaryota; Metazoa; Chordata; Mammalia; Primates; Cebidae
Source: RefSeq, a predicted model, not a curated record